Anopheles stephensi (Asian malaria mosquito) is the source of this 1995-nucleotide messenger RNA. Its product is annotated as tubulin alpha chain-like. Gene Ontology annotation, biological process: mitotic cell cycle; microtubule cytoskeleton organization. The record is from RefSeq and is a predicted model, not a curated record. Gene Ontology annotation, molecular function: GTP binding; structural constituent of cytoskeleton. Gene Ontology annotation, cellular component: cytoplasm; microtubule. NCBI's taxonomy places the organism in Eukaryota, Metazoa, Arthropoda, Insecta, Diptera, Culicidae. The coding region runs from base 280 to 1653 and encodes 457 amino acids. The transcript is spliced from 7 exons.
GCAGCAUAACCGUGAAACCCUGUCCAUCCACAUCGGACAGGCUGGUGUUCAGAUAGGCGAAGCAAUCUGGAAACAGUACGGCCUGGAGCCUGUUAUCUGCCUGUUUCCAAGCCUGGAUCUUGAAAUGCUCAUAGGAGAAACGCAUUCAAGUGUAUUCCCGAUUUAUUUCUAAUCAAAGUAGCCUUAUAAAGUGGGUAGUCAACAAAUCCUUUGUGAACUGAUGAGAAGGAGCUAAAUUUAAUCGGUGAGAAAGUAAAAUAAAUUUAAAAAAAUCGAAAAAUGCCGCGGCAGCAUAACCGUGAAACCCUGUCCAUCCACAUCGGACAGGCUGGUGUUCAGAUAGGCGAAGCAAUCUGGAAGCAGUACGGCCUGGAGCACGGAAUUGGAAAGAAUGGACAGAGGAUAGCAUCGGAGAAAGAUUGUAGUGACGCUGGUUUCUGCGAGUGUCCUACGUUCUAUUCGGAUAAUGGAGAAGGACGAUAUGUUCCGAGGGCUAUAUUCAUCGACACCGAACCGAUGGUGAUAGAUCAACUGCAGAUGUCCGACAUUGGAGAGCUGUUCAACCCGGAAUAUCUGAUACGAGGUAAGGAAGAUGCCGCCAAUAACUAUGCCCGCGGAUACUACACACUAUCGCACAGAACGCUUGGUGGAGCGAUGGAAGCAGCACGACAGAUAGCCGAAGAUGCAGACAACCUGCAGGGUAUGAUUUUGUAUCACUCGUACGGAGGUGGAACGGGCUCGGGCGUCGCAGCACAUCUGCUGCAAGAACUUGCCGAGGAGUUCCCGCGCAAGUGUCGUCUAUCGUUCUCGGUGUAUCCUUCGCCGUAUCUGUGCACAAGCGUCGUCGAACCGUACAACACCGUGCUUAUGACGCACCGGACGAUCAACUUGAUGGAGUGUUCGUUUAUGAUGGACAACCAAGCGAUCUACAACAUUUGCAGCUCAAGACUUUCGAUUGAGAGGCCUAGUUAUGCGAACCUAAACCAGCUAAUCAGUCAGGUAGUGUCUGGAGUAACGGCUUCCCUACGAUUCGGGGGCGAUCUCAACGUAGACAUGAGCGAAUUUCAGACAAACCUCAUUCCCUAUCCAAGAUUACAUUAUCCAGUCAUAUCGUUUGCUCCAAUUAUUUCCUGUGAAUCUGUAAAUCACGAAAAGCUGGACAUUGGAGCGCUCACAAAAACGCUGUUUGAGCCGGACUACCAGAUGGUGCGGUGUGGACUGUCGGGACGGGACAAAUACAUGGCGUGCUGCUUACUCUACCGCGGACACAUAUUGCCAAAAGACAUUAACGAAGCCAUCGCAAGCAUCAAGGCCACACGCAGCAUACGGUUCGUCGAUUGGUGUCCCACAGGGUUCAAGAUCGGAAUCAAUGCAAUGGCCCCGAAAAUGGCGCCCGAUGGAGAUCUAGCGCCGGUAAGACGGUGCGUAACGAUGCUCGCCACCCGGACGGCCGUGUCCGACGCGUGGAGCAACAUCGACGAGAAGUUCGACAUGAUGUACCGGAAGCGUGCGUUCGUGCACUGGUACGUCGGGGAGGGCAUGGAGCAGUUCGAGUUUAGCGAAGCCCGAGAAAAUCUCGCCAGUCUCGAGAUGGAUUAUCGUGAAGCAGGCCUAACGGACAGUGCAUCCCAAAGUGACUACUCGGAAUACUAGAACUUCAGGAACUUUGGUAAAAACAGAAGAGGAAGAACAACACAGUAUCACACAUUUUCGUCAACUAUAUUCACUAAGUAAGGAUGCUAAUAUUUGCUCUGCUGUGUUUUUUUAGAAGGUUUUUGGCGCGCUCGCAUGUUAUGGUUUGCAUGAUUAUUGAUUCUGAUUAGAUGAACAUGUUCCACGAUGCUGGUAUUCGUCCGCUCGUACCAAACGGCAUAUUAACGCGCAUUCGCUUUUUACGGUGCUGUAUGUAUGUAUAGUUUGGUCGCAUAUAUGUCUUUUGUUUUUAAAUUUGUUUUUUUUUCUUUUAUCAACCACAAGCCGAAUAAUUGAAACUAA